UUAGGCAAGAAAACUAAGAACUGAAGCAAGCAGCAAGCCAAAAAGUCAGAGUACCCAUUUCUCAUUCAAUCCUUCCCUCCCCAACUCCCUCUCUUCCACCGCCAUUAUUGCUUCCAUCACCCUUCUUCUUCCUUUUCCCCUUUGCUUUUGUAGCCCACGAGACGCUUUCUAGCCACCCUAUUCCUUUUACUUCACAUGUAUUUCUGUUUCUACGGCUUUGCAUCUCUCUGAAACGCUAGCGCGCAAUGGCUACAAGCAAAUGGAAGAAGGUGAAAAUGGCUCUUGGAAAUGGUAUGUGUCUUCAUGUUCCUCGUGUUGCUGGGGAUUCGAUGCCGUCGAAUUCGCUUGCCCCCAGAUCCUCUGAAUCUGUUUCUCCAAUGGGUCGGAGUUUAAAUUGCCGCCAAUCCACGCCGACCCGCCAAUCCAAUGGGUCGAGAUCUUCGAAGAGGUGUGCAAUAUGCUUGACCACCAUGAAAGCAGGGAAUGGGGCUGCUAUCUUCACUGCAGAGUGCGCUCACUCUUUCCACUUCCAAUGCAUUACCUCAAAUGUAAAGCAUGGGAACCAAGUUUGCCCCAUUUGCAGAGCGAAGUGGAAAGAAAUCCCUUUCCAGAAUACCAAUUCUGAUUGUUCUAGGCCGAGAACCAACUCGGUUCGGUUCGCCCCAGACGAUCCAUGGAUGACCAUCGUUCAACGGAUGCCUCCUCCACGCACCAAUACAACUAGGCAGAUCGCCUCGCUUUUUCAUGUCCCUGAACCAGCAUCUUAUGAUGAUGAUGAAGUUUUGGAUCUACAACCUCAUGCCACCGAGAGAAACACAUCAAAUGAUGCUGCUAGUGUUCAUGGCUGCACUGAUAAAUUAGAGGUCAAAACGUACCCGGAAGUUUCAGCUGUUCCAAGAUCAGUUUCUCAUGAUCACUUCUCUGUGCUAGUCCAUGUCAAGGCUCCUCUCUCCAUUGCAACACAAAAUUACUCCAGAAUUCAGGCUGCAUUGCCUUCGUUGAAUCAACCUUCUCGUGCACCGGUUGACCUUGUAACGGUGCUUGAUGUUAGCGGCAGUAUGGCAGGUACUAAGCUUGGCCUGCUCAAACGUGCUAUGGGGUUUGUGAUCCAGAAUCUUGGCCCUUCCGAUCGACUUUCCGUCAUAUCAUUCUCCUCAACCGCUCGUCGCCUUUUCCCGCUUUGUCGAAUGACCGACUCUGGACGACAGCAGGCAUUGCAAGCUGUUAAUGCUCUAACAUCAAAUGGUGGGACAAACAUUGCUGAAGGCUUGAGGAAAGGUGCCAAGGUAUUGGUAGACCGCAAGUUGAAGAACCCUGUUGCUAGUAUUAUACUGCUGUCUGAUGGACAGGAUACAUAUACUUUUAAUGGUCCAAGCAGUGCUCGUCCUCAAAUAGGUUAUCAGUCCCUCCUCCCAGUUUCAAUCAAUCGCGAUAACCAAUCUGAAUUGCAGCAGAUUCCGGUGCAUACGUUCGGGUUCGGCGCUGACCACGACGCUGUGACGAUGCACACGAUAUCUGAUGCAUCUGGUGGCACAUUUUCGUUCAUAGAAACCGAAAUCACGAUCCAGGAUGCAUUCGCUCAGUGCAUUGGUGGCCUCUUGAGCGUGGUGGUGCAGGAUUUGCAAGUUGAAGUUAGAUGCAUUCACCCAAGUCUGCAGCUUGGUUCAAUAAAAGCAGGAAGUUACCAAGCCAGCAUCACAGAACGUGCAAGAUUAGGCUCCAUCUACUUCGGAGACUUGUAUGCUGAAGAAGAGAGGGACUUUCUGGUGACUCUCAACGUUCCAGUUCAUGAGUUCGGAGGUGACAUGCCAUUGCUAAAGGUUAAAAGCGUUUACAAGCACCCCAUCACCAAGGAGACGAUCACUUUGGCUGAUGAAUGUGAGGUUCAAAUUCAGAGGCCAGACAGAGUAGUAGGCGAACAAGUAGUGUCAUUGCAAGUAGACAGGCAACGAAAUAGAUUUCGAGCGGCGGAGGCGAUGUCGGAGGCCCGAGUUGCUGCCGAGCGAGGUGAUUUAUCCGGUGCAGUGUCUAUGUUGGACAAUUGUAACAGAAUAGUGUCUGAAUCAGCAUCUGCUAGAGCUGGUGACCAAUUAUGUGCCUCUCUUUGCGCUGAACUGAAGGAAAUGCAAGAGAGAAUGGCGAGUCGUCGUAUCUACGAGGCGUCUGGAAGAGCUUACGUGCUGUCGGGAUUGAGCUCGCAUUCAUGGCAAAGAGCAACCGCAAGAGGGAAUUCAGUAGACAUGGGAAGCGCAGUGCAAAGUUAUCAAACGCCAUCAAUGAUGGAUAUGGUGUCUCGUUCUCAGACACUGAUAUUAGGGGCGCCCCCGUCUCAAAGAACACUUCGUCCCGCUCAUUCCUUCCCAGUCAGAUCACCACAGCCACUGCCGUCGCCGCCGCCGCCGCCCCCAGGGUAACAUGUAGUGACUGAUAAGCAGAAGCUGUAUUGAAGCUCAAAUGGCCCUGCAAUUCCAAUGUUUGAUUGAUCUGUUCAUCAUGGUUCUAAGUAGAUUACUAUUAUUUGAUUUAUUUGAUUUGAUUUGAUAGAACCCUUUUGAUUCACAUGGGCGGGGAAUGUUAUUUGACUCUGAAAAGAAAGCGAAAGCCAUGGCAGGGUGACGCUGCGUUACAGGAGCCUUCCUAUAUAAAA
Molecule: messenger RNA, 2647 nt
Organism: Cucurbita pepo subsp. pepo (vegetable marrow)
Lineage: Eukaryota; Viridiplantae; Streptophyta; Magnoliopsida; Cucurbitales; Cucurbitaceae
Product: E3 ubiquitin-protein ligase WAV3
Source: RefSeq, a predicted model, not a curated record